Messenger RNA from Exophiala aquamarina CBS 119918, 1812 nucleotides. RefSeq lists its product as uncharacterized. The transcript is spliced from 5 exons. The record is from RefSeq and is a predicted model, not a curated record. Gene Ontology annotation, molecular function: transmembrane transporter activity. The coding region runs from base 1 to 1812 and encodes 603 amino acids. Lineage: Eukaryota; Fungi; Ascomycota; Eurotiomycetes; Chaetothyriales; Herpotrichiellaceae. Gene Ontology annotation, biological process: transmembrane transport.
AUGGCUGCCAGCGGUACCCCAACCCAUCACCUCGACUGCAAGGAAGACUUUUCCAACGCCAAUGAGGGCAAAGCUUCGACCGCGAAGACGUCAUCAGAGGUCCAAAUCGAGGAUGCCACCCACGAUCAAGAGGGCAAUCUUGUCUACAGUGAUCCGGACGUUGAACCGGAGAUCCACUGGCGGACCUGGGUCGCAUUCUUCGCCGUGACGCUGCUCAACUUUACCUACUCGCAAACUACCGCUGGCGUACCCGUCGCAUUGAGUUUUAUCGCCGCCGACGUCAACUUAACCGCAGAUGCAGCCUGGAUUGCCAAUGCGCCGUCUAUUGCAAACGCAGUGCUGUCGCCCAUCUUUUCGGUUGCUUCAGACACAUUUCAGGCUAGGAAGGGUAUCAUGGUCGGUGCCUGCUUGACAGCAUUCGUCGGAUCUGCGAUUGGAGCUGGAGCCAACAGCCUCUGGCGGCUGGUUUUCUCCCAGACGCUUCAAGGCGUAGGUGUCGCGAUCGUUUCAGUCGUCUAUACCGUCCCCGCCGAGAUCUUACCUAGAAGAUGGCGACCCAUGGCUCAAGCUUCCCUCUUGGGCGGCUCUGCCAUAUCUUGUAUGGUUGCACCCCUCAGUCUUGGUGGACUUAUCAAGCAUCAGCCUCACGGCGGCUGGCGAAACUAUUUCUGGAUCCAAACCGCCCUCUGGGGGUUGUCUACGGUGACACUCUUUGUUGGCUACCGACCACCGAAGCGCCACACACGAUAUCAAAAUUAUUCCCUGUGGCAGAAAGUGUUGACCCUCGAUCUUACCGGCUUCUUUCUCUUCACGGCCGGCCUGACAUUACUCCUCGCGUCAAUCAGUGUCGGCGCCGGCAGCUUCGCGUGGAGCAGUGCCAAUUUUCUCGCCCCGUUCUUGGCCAGCAUCGCUGUGUUAGCCGCUCUGGGGGUCUGGGAGUGGAAGGGGACCUCCACCGGGAUGUUUCAUCACGAUAUCUUCUCGUCGGUCAACCUGAGUGGUAGACGCUUCAUCCUCUCGGCGUUACUGAUCGCUUUUGAAGGGCUCUUACUGUUCAGUAUUGUCGUCUUUGUGCCGAUGUUGUCUGCAGUCUUCUCAUCGGAUCCAUUCAUCAUUACUGCCCGAAUUGUGCCAUUCUAUUUUUGUGCGUCUGUCUCGGCUUUCAUCUAUGGCUAUAUUGGCACCAAAUUCAGGACCGUCCGAUGGCCCCUCAUGUUCGGAUUCCUCAUGUAUGCUGCCGGCAUCGGAGCUUUGAUAUCUGUUCGCCCGAAUAACUCUACCAACGCAUUGAUCUUUUCUGGACUUGCGGGACUUGGGCUUGGAGCACCACUCGCUCUUCUUUUUGUCUCAGUACAGCUUGCCGUCCCACACCAUGUCCUGGCAACGGCGACCGCGUUGGUUGCAUCCGCAAGGGCCAUCGGGAUCUCCAUAUCCACCGCUGUUUUUACCGUCGUACUCAGCAAAGUAACGGCAUCCAAGGUAGCAGCUUGGGUCCCAGACGCUGCCGUCGCAGCGGGCGUUCCGGCUGCCGAACUUUCCGCUUUUGUCACAGCCAUCGCAUCCAGCGAUCCUGAUGUGAGCAAUAUCCCAGGAGUCACUGCCACCAUGAUUCAAGCGGGCGUCAUGGCGAUGAAGAACGCCACCUGUGACGCUUUACAUGUGGUGUUUGCUAUUGCGCUGCCCUUCGGGUUGAUAUCGGUCCCUAUCGCCUACUUCCUGGGUAGCUACAAGGACUCCAUGAACUAUAUUGUGGAAGCUCCGAUGGAAGAGCUACAUGCAAAACGCGGCCAGGGAAAACUUGCCGAGGAUUGA